Messenger RNA from Melitaea cinxia (Glanville fritillary), 1450 nucleotides. It is a transcript of the gene Vps16B, whose product is annotated as vacuolar protein sorting-associated protein 16B. The coding region runs from base 24 to 1319 and encodes 431 amino acids. The transcript has 11 exons. Gene Ontology annotation, cellular component: cytoplasm. Gene Ontology annotation, biological process: intracellular protein transport; vacuolar transport. Lineage: Eukaryota; Metazoa; Arthropoda; Insecta; Lepidoptera; Nymphalidae. The record is from RefSeq and is a predicted model, not a curated record.
UAUUGACGUUUAACAUUUAUUGAAUGUGUUUAUUUACUGAAAUUGAAAGUUUUAUGUAUUUUUACAUAUUUUGUCUAAAUAUGUCCGAUGAUGACUAUUGGAAUACUAGCGAAACAAAAGCAAAAGCCUUUAGCUUUGACGAUGAUGUGUUAUCUACUCAAGAAAUCUUAGCAAUCGGUCAAAAAUCCUAUCCCGGACAAACAGACAAUGUUUUUAGUUCAACUGUAAGCACUAACAAAAACCUACUGCCAUUAUCUAGUCUAGUGUCACCGAAAGUUUUAGAUUUAAUUGUGCUCGCUCAAUCCGGUAAAGACCCCAAAGAUAAGGCAGAAUCGGACCAAACAGUGGCAGUUACAUUAAAAAGGCUUAUUUUAGGCCGAAGUGUCACCUUACACUCUCAUCGUAGCUUGAAAUCUAAGACCGAGUUACUUGAUGGGGCUAUAGCUGUUGGCGACGGCAAUGCCAUAUUAACUGUUGUGUUAUUUUUAAUACAGACGCUAAAUAAGAAGCUUGUUUAUGAACUUCUAUCUCUAAGGCCUCUCGCGUUGAAUCACUACAUUAGUUUCCUUCAAGUGGAAGGAAAAAUAACCGACCUCACGGAUUUACUUACAAUGUUAGGGCGGAGUCCAGAGGCUGCGGUCUAUCAAUUCCAACACACAGUCAAGACUCAAGGAAACAGCAUUGAUGGUUUGUUAAGAAAAAUAAAUAACUUACUUUCAAAUCACUUUAACCAGCCCGGAGUGGACACGCAUCAGACUAAAAUGGUUUCCGAUUAUAUUAAAUUAUUGGAGUGGCAGAAAUGUGCCAAUAAAACGGAGCUGAACAACAAAUCAACACUGCACUGCCUGUCGUAUUGUUGUACGAACCAUUGGACCGAAGGAGCUGGUAAUAUGAUGUCACCGCUCACGCUUUGCCAACGACAACAAGUGACUCCAUUGCAGUACGACUGGGUUGUGUUAAACGUUCACGCCAAUUCUAACAAGUGGGACAUCGUUGAAUCUUUGUUUACGAAAAAAGAUUGGCUGGGACGUACAACGGUAUCAUCACACAUACCAAUUGAGACUCUACUGUCUAGAUUGAGUGAACUGUCUGCCAGUAAGCAAAUGCUGGCCACUUGCCUCAACAAGAUACAGAGCUCCGAAGAUAGGCUGCGAUUAGCUCAGAAAUAUAAGGUACAUGCCGUAGUGAUAGAAACUUUAGCAAAACAGAAAGAUAGAUUAACUUUAACUAAUUAUAAGAUGACCUUGAACCCGCAAUCUGAGGAAUAUAUUCUCGCUGAGAACACGCUCAGAGAUGCUUCAGUAAAAUGGAAAAAUUAAAGAAAAUUCAGUCGUGAUUGAGAAAACAAAGCUUGACGUGACUACUAAUUAAUAAUCGUCUACUAUAAGAUAAAAAAUAUAUUAAAUUAUUAUAAUGUAUUCUUUUUAAUAAAAAUGUUAUUUAAAUGAAA